UAUAGAUAGAUGUCAUCUCCCGCUUUCUUCCUUAAUUUCCCUAUCAUCCCCAGUAAUCUCUCUUAUCUUCGUACGGGCACUUCAAUUCAUUUUCAGCUUUCUGCAAAUACGAAUACAUCUUACGCUCUUCAGUCAACUGCACUUAUGUUUCAUUUGCACUCUUGAUUAGGCCCAUAGUUUCUUCAACUCAUGUGAAAGUCUCGAAAUUGGCUCCCUUCUGGAUUUUGGGUGUCGAGUUCUAUUUCUCGUAAGUGACGCUCCGAAUCCCAUAGCGGAAGCAAAGAUCUUCGUUGUGUCUUCUUGAAUGUCUGGGUGAAAGGACAGAGGCCAUCUGCAUCAAUUUAGGUUUCGAGACUCUGCGGUAGUAUCUGUGAAAAUGGAGGCGGGUUUGGUGGAGCAAGGAAGAGACAGAGUAGGGCAUAUGAACAAGGUUGGGUAUGUGAAGAGAUUCAUCGGUAAGAAGAAGAAGCCUUACCGACGGGUUAGGCGUCCCACUGUUUCAAAGGCACUUCAGGAGCUUUUCGUCUCAUGCCGAGACACAUUUAAAGGCCCUGGCACUGUUCCUUCUUCCCAAGAUGUUCAGAAACUAUGCCACAUUCUCGAUGCUGUGGAACCAGAAGAUUUUGGUCUAAGUAGUGAAUUGCAAUUCUUCAAGCCUGGAAAUGUGUUCAAAGAGAAUCCAAGGGUCACAUACACAACCAUUUACCAGUGCGAUAAUUUCUCUCUCUGCAUCUUCUUCCUACCAGCAACGGGGGUGAUUCCCCUCCACAACCACCCAGGAAUGACCGUGUUCAGCAAGCUUCUACUUGGACAAAUGCACAUUAAAUCCUACGAUUUCGUUGAUCCUAUUCCCGAAACACCUGAGAAUACGUCCCGACCAUCUCAAGUGAAAUUGGCCAAGUUAAAAGCUGAUAAGGUCUUCAAUGCGCCUUGCGAUACUUCAGUUUUGUAUCCGACCACAGGAGGCAACAUACAUGAAUUCACAGCCAUAACUCCAUGCGCAGUGCUCGACGUGAUCGGCCCUCCUUAUUCUAAACAAGAUGGCCGCGACUGUUCCUACUACAGAGAUCACCCCUACAGUGCCUUUUCAAGUGAAGAGAACAGGGCGUGGGAGGAAGACGAAAAGGGAAGUUAUGGGUGGCUUGAAGAGAUUGAGAUGCCAGAGAAUUCUCAGAUGGAUGGAAUUGAAUACUUGGGACCUCCAAUUAUUGAACCAGCGAGCUAGCUAGCUAGUUAGAUCUCGUUUCAGAGCUAUACAAGAAGAAUCCUAGUUAACAUGCUGCGGAGAGUUUUGAGUUCUCAGUUGAGCGAUCUUAUUCAUAUACAUUAGUAUGUGUUUACUAAUUGAGAGAUGCCUUCAAGCUUUGGCCUUUGUGUAUCGCAUCAUCUAUCGCCACCCUUCUGGGAUCUAUACUCUCAGAUGUAUAUAUCAACAGAUGCCCCUUACUUGUGUUAAAAGCUCUAAUUUAUUGUUGUUAGUAAUUGCUAA
Neltuma alba is the source of this 1489-nucleotide messenger RNA. RefSeq names its product plant cysteine oxidase 2. The record is from RefSeq and is a predicted model, not a curated record. The transcript has 5 exons. Gene Ontology annotation, molecular function: oxidoreductase activity, acting on single donors with incorporation of molecular oxygen, incorporation of two atoms of oxygen. NCBI's taxonomy places the organism in Eukaryota, Viridiplantae, Streptophyta, Magnoliopsida, Fabales, Fabaceae. Bases 377 to 1225 code for a protein of 282 amino acids.